Arabis nemorensis is the source of this 378-nucleotide messenger RNA. NCBI's taxonomy places the organism in Eukaryota, Viridiplantae, Streptophyta, Magnoliopsida, Brassicales, Brassicaceae. The record is from the annotation of a GenBank genome assembly.
AUGCUGGGUUCCAGUACAAGAAUUAUGCUUUUUCUUCUUGUCUGCAUAGGAUUACUAGCAGACAACAGAUAUAAGGUCUCAGCCUUGAGAGAUAGAGAGUUUUUCCUCAGACAGACUCAAGAAGAUAAAGCAAGAGUUCAGCAGCCAGGAAUAAUCGCUAAGCUCAGGAGCAUCGGUUCUCAUUUCAGACACAACAGUGAAGAACAAGGAAUGCUCAGGGGAAACCAGCGGAUUCUCGAGGAAGUUAACAAGAAUAAACUCAAAGCUGAGAAGACGCAAGAAGAAAAGAAUAAGACAAAUGACUCAUUCCAAUCAAGCAAGAGACGUGUAAGACGAGGAUCAGAUCCUAUCCACAACAAAGCCCAGCCAUUUUNUUGA